Molecule: messenger RNA, 1952 nt
Organism: Oreochromis aureus
Lineage: Eukaryota; Metazoa; Chordata; Actinopteri; Cichliformes; Cichlidae
Gene: shtn1
Product: shootin 1
Exons: 17
Coding region: 93-1646 (517 amino acids)
Source: RefSeq, a predicted model, not a curated record
CACUCUUAUCUCGUGCCGUGCGCCAGUGUCCACCUGGGCAGGUGUGUCUUGAAAGAACACUUCCUGUUGAACUUUGGACAAGGAUUUUUGUCAUGGCUGCGGAGGAACUCGACAGAAUUAAUGUUAUUACAAACCUGUCGAAUCAGGCCCUGCAUGAGUAUGAGGACCUUCAGAGAAAGCAAGAGACUACAGCCAUGGAACUUACUUCCUCUUAUCAUUGCUGCAAUAUUUUUGUGACUGUUGCACACUGGAAACAAUCACAGCAAUGGAGCUUUUCACAGUUCAAGAGGCUGGAAGAGGAGCGAGACGAGGCGAUGAAGAAGCUCUCUGAGUUCCAGCAAGUCUCUCAGAUGGUCAUUGAAGAGGUCAGCGCCAUCCAGGAGAACCUGGAGAUUGAGCGAAUGUGCAGAGAAAGUGCUGAAGCGCUGGCCUCCAAGCUGGACAGGCAGAACCGCUCUCUGAAGAGGAAGAGUAUGAUGUUGCUGUCUCACAUCAGCCCUGAGACCAUUGCAGAUAUCGACCUUAAUGAUGAAGCAGAAGAGAGUGAGGACCUGCAUGCAUCGAGCCAAGACUGCCUCUCUCCUCAGUGCUGCACCUCCAUCUCAGUGCUGCAAAAUAAGUUGGAAAUGACAGUUAAGGAGAAAAAUCAAGCACUCUCUGAUCUUGAGGCAGUAAGAGAACAACUGAGGGCGACCAAGGAGGAACUGCUGAAGGAGAAACAUGAUAAUACUGUUCUGAUUGCGGAGACACUUCGGCAAAAGAAGCUGCUGGGGAAAUAUCACAGAGUGUCUCAGUUAGCUGUGGAGGAAUAUGAAACUUUACACGACACCUUCAACCUGGAGCGAGAUCUGAGGACAGAGGCAGAAAAUUAUGCCAGAGCUAUGGUGGUCGAGCAAAAGAAGCUGAAGAGACAGAGUCAGAUCCUGAUGCAGAGCUCCUCACCGAGUCAGGCUCUGCAGGAUGCCCUCAGCCAGGUGACCAGACUGACAGAGGAACUGGAGACACAGAGGCUGGAGCACCAGAACCAGAUAAAGACGAUGGAGGACAUGCUGGGGAACAGUGAAACUCAGAGGGAGCUUAUGGCAUUGAGGCAAACACUGGAGCUCUUGGAGGAGGAGAAGAAGGAGUACAGCAAUAAAUGCUCCAAGGCUGAACUGGAGGUCAAGGAUCUGAGGUUUACAGUUGAAGAGCUCCAGAAAAAGCUUCAGGCAGCUACCAACCCACCCCCAGCUCCAACACCUCCACCACCACCUCCUCCACCUCCUCCAGCCCUGCCUUCAACCACGAACCCACUCAGCACACUGGUGUCACUGAUUCGAAAGAGAAGAGGCAUCAGAACCGACAUCCCGCUGGUGGAACAGGACUCUGCCAAGACACCAGAAGUGGAUGUCAGGCAGCAGGCAGUGGAGGAAAUGAUGCAAAGGAUUAAGAAAGGUGUUCAGCUUCGACCUGUGAACCAGUCACCUAACAGGACCAGGAAACAGAUGGAGAAGCUGCCCUCUAAUUCUGCUAUUCAGGAACUUAAAGGAAUCAUGGAGAAUUUUAACAGAACUGUACAACAACCAAAGGCAGCGUCUCCGACAACAACCCGAGACGACGAGCUGCAGAGGAUUCUGCUGAGGCGGCGGGACGCGCUGGACGCCUAACACAAAGGUCAGUGUCCUCGUCUCUCCCCGCAGUGUGAUGCCACCUGAGCUCAGGCCUCACCUGAGUAUCCAUGUGUACAGAGGAUGCGAGUGACUGAAGACUAAUAUGGAGUGUUAUUACCCAGCCUUUUGUUCUAUUACAUUAGUAUACACUUAAUAACCUCUGACUGUAUUAAUGAGAAUACAGUCAGAUGGAUUCCUGGUGGGUUUCACCGUCAGAGGCAAAGUCAGACAUGUUCCUGUUGCAUCAGUAAUUCCCACUGGACUGUUUGAUUCCAGUAAAAUAAAGGCAUGUAUCAUACACCA